This is a messenger RNA of Lactuca saligna, 465 nucleotides long. Lineage: Eukaryota; Viridiplantae; Streptophyta; Magnoliopsida; Asterales; Asteraceae. The record is from the annotation of a GenBank genome assembly.
AUGGGUGUUUGUUACAAAACGCGAUCAAAUGUGCUCGUCGAAGGCCGUGGGGACAAUGUGUGGCAUAGAUCUAUGCCCUCAAACCUACAUCUGAGUGUAUUGAGAGCUCCGACGACCAAUGGUAUUCAUCUUCUCUCGCAAGGCGUCGCUGCUGGUGCUGUAGGAAGCACAACAGGUCCUGUCACGAGAUCUAAAUCCCGGGCCAUAACAAAUUUGGUAUCAGAGCCACUCGUGAUGACGACUUCUGCAGAAGAGUUGAUGAAAAAGUUCGAGGAAUUCAUGAUUCAACAGGAACAGAGCAAUAAAGAGAUUAAAGGGGCGAUUUCAGGCUUACAAGCUAAAUAUGUGUCCCUGGAAGAAGGUUUGUCAAAGCAGACAAACUCUAAAAAUAGAUCAGAAACUAGCAUGGAGGAAGAAGGUGAACAACAAUUUGAAGCCAAGGUAGAGGCAAGGGUAUUAAUUUAG